UGCCAGUGUCCAUCAGUGCCGCCAGUCAGUGUCCAUUAAUGCCACCAAUCAUGCGCCCACUAGCCCCGCCCACCCGUUCCCAGCAGUGCCCCCACCUGUGCCCAGCAGUGCCCCCACCUGUGCCCAGCAGUGCACCCACCUGUGCCACUCUGCAGUGCCACCUACCUGUGCCCAGAAGUGCCACCUACAUGUGCCCAGCAGUGCCACCCACCUGCCACCCACCUGUGCCCACCAGUGCCACCCACCUGUGCCCACCAGUGCCACCCACCUGUGCCCACCCACCAGUGCUGCCCACCAGUGCCACCCACCAGUGCAGCCCAGCAGUGCUG
Molecule: messenger RNA, 329 nt
Organism: Staurois parvus
Lineage: Eukaryota; Metazoa; Chordata; Amphibia; Anura; Ranidae
Source: the annotation of a GenBank genome assembly